AUGAAGCUCCUGCUGAUUGCCGUCGUCAUCUCUAUUCACACAACAGGGCUCUUGACAACAGCAGAAGCGAAAUGUGAACCCCGGUACAAUGGUGGUUAUGGAAAUGGCAGAGGAGGAAACGUUAUACCCGGAUGGACUUUUAAUCCCCGAUUCAAUCACUGCGAAGCAGUUAUGACGUCAGGGAGCUGUAGUCCUUCACAGAACUGCUUUGAAUCUUCGGACGACUGUGAAAUGGAAUGCGGACACCUUCUUGGGACCCCUGCUUCAGUGAACCCUCCUCGGACGUCAAAGCCGACCUGCUGUCCUUGUAAGGACUGACUCUCGACACCACUUCGGUCA
Molecule: messenger RNA, 339 nt
Organism: Ixodes scapularis (black-legged tick)
Lineage: Eukaryota; Metazoa; Arthropoda; Arachnida; Ixodida; Ixodidae
Exons: 3
Coding region: 1-318 (105 amino acids)
Molecular function (GO): serine-type endopeptidase inhibitor activity
Source: RefSeq, a predicted model, not a curated record